AAAGGAAGUGGCGAUCCCAGCAACCUCUGGCACGACUGGAGACUUUCCGAAACAAAAUCGGGCAGAGCGACGAUUGUUAAUUUGACAGAGGCGCCUUUACCUGUCCCUUUGUGUUUCCCCUCUCCAGGUUGUGGGUGGUGUUUGUUUGCAUGAAACAGAGAUGUCACCAGAUGAACUGGUCUACCUGGGAUUCAUUGCUGCUUCAAUACCUAUUGGGUUCCUUUUCCGUUAUCUUAGUCCUCCGGUGAAGCAGGGGGCAGCACUGCUGUUAGGUCUGACUAUAACCAUAGUUACCUGUAGAAUCCACACCUUACAUUCUCUGAUUACGGUUUUGGGAACAUGGGCCAUCAUCAAGCUAAACUGGAGGAGCGCCCCCGCAAUCACCCUGGGCUGGACAUUCCUCUACCUCUUCUUCUUCCGCUUGUCCGCAUGGCUCGGCCUUCCUCAGCCCACGCCUUUCUCCAAUGCCAUUCAGCUUAUCCUCACUCUCAAGAUGGUCAGCUUAGCCAAUGAGGUGAAGAGUUUUUACUUAGAAAAGAAGAAGGAAGUGAGCUCAUUCUCCAAAUCACCUGUAGUGGGUGUUAUUCCCCAUGAGCCUUCCAUCUAUGACAUCAUAUCCUAUAGCUACUGCUAUCUGGGUAUAAUGACAGGCCCUUUCUUCAGGUUCCAGACGUACAUUGACUGGCUGCAGCAGCCCAGUCCUCUCUCUCUGCCGGGGAAGGAUCCCUGCCUGCUCAGACUCCGCAUGGUGCCCGUGUACGGGGCGCUCUUCCUGUCCGUCAACUACGUCUUCCCCCUGGCCUACGUCCGCACUGACGAGUUCCUGGAGCACAACUUCUUGUUCAGGUUCUUCUAUAUGAUUGCUGUGUUCUUCGUGUUCCGGAUGCGGUUCUACUCGGCAUGGUGUGGGGCUGAGGCCGGCUGCAUCAGUGCAGGACUGGGGUGCUACCCAGAGGGGGCGCAGGCCAAACCUGGAGGAGGACCCACCGUUCAGUACAGCCCUGACCCUGACACCCCAGUGCAGUAUGACUUUAGAACCAUCCAGAACAUUGACUGCUACAACACGGACUUCUGUGUCAAAGUGAGGCAUGGCAUGCGCUACUGGAACAUGACUGUGCAGUGGUGGCUUCACCACUACAUCUACCCCAACGCCCCCUUCAGAGCCUACGCACUCAGGGCUGGCUGGACGAUGCUCAUCAGUGCCUACUGGCACGGCCUCCACGCCGGCUACUACCUCUCCUUCCUGACCAUCCCGCUGUGCAUCGCGGCCGAGACGGCCAUGGAGGGCGCCGUGCGCUCGCGGCUGGGCCCACAGGGCCAGAGCAUCUUCGACUGGGUCCACUGGUUCCUCAAGAUGCGCGCCUAUGACUACAUGUGCAUGGGCUUUGUCCUGCUGAAGGCCAGCGACACGGUCAGCUACUGGAGCUCCAUCUACUUCAGCAUGCACAUCGUCGCCGUCGGCUGCAUCGUGCUCGGACGACUGCUCAAGGCCGGAGGAGGCAGGAGGGAGAGGAAGGGAGCGAGCGAGGGAGAGAAGACUGGUGCGGCAGAGGAGGAGAAGAAGACGGAGGAGCAGGAAGUCCUGAGGGAGAAGAGCGAGUGAUGUGGGGUGUUUUGAGAGCCCGCGGUGGGGGACUGGUGUGGAGUGGAGUGGAGUGGAGUGGUGGGAAAAAGCUGUUUACUCUUGAAAUAAGACCUGCAGGUCCUAGCAUGCACUGUCAACAUGCUACUGUGCGCUUAGCCAUGUGCUUUGUGAGCAGAGAUAUCAGGUUACGUGUGUGUGUGUGUGUGUGUGUGUGUGUGUGAAGCAGAGGAGAGGACUGAAGAAUGUGAAGUUCCACACAUGUCAGUCUUACCAUGAGCAUGGCUGGUGCAAAGGAUCAUGGGAAUGUUUAUCCUGGCAAAGCCUCAAUGCAUCUGUAAUACAAUUGUAGGUCAUCAUAGCACAAAAUAAUUUAUUAAAUAAUUAAGGCAAGCAAGACAAGGAAUCUGACCUACCUGGUCAUAUUUUUAUCAUCUCCAAAACUAAUCCAAAUAGUGUGUGUGUGUGUGUGUGUGUGUAUACUGUGUAUGUGUACACAUGCCUGAGUGUGAAUAUUUCUGACUGUGUGUAUAAAUAUAUAUAUAUAGUAUAUCACAAAUUAAUAACAUCUUAGAAAUUCACCAAAGCGUAUAGAAAUGUCUCACAAGUGUAAAAUACUGUGGCAAAAAUGCCCCUGUAACAAAACACAAUUAUGUACAACAGACCUGUAUUUUUUUUUUUCACAAACUAAACUAAGUAAUGAUGUGAUGCCUGUAUGAUAUUAUUACACAUUCAUGAGAUAAGGUUACCUAAUGUCCCUGUAAACACUUAACUCAAGCUGGGGGCUACCGCAGCUCCAGAGGAAGCAGGCUGAACCGUUUGGCUCUGGAUGCAGACAUUCUCUCUCAUGUUUGCACCUUUGCAUGUUAGAAUAUGUAUAGUGUAUAAUACUAGGAAAUAUAUGCAAACCAUACAUUCCAACACCAAUACACUCCUUUUGCACUUGAAUAGAACCUUCUUUUUUUUUUUUUCACCCUUAGCUGUGUAUAUAAGUAUCUUUAGUUUAAAAAAGUGGCCUUGACUUGGCCCAGAUUAGGUAAAGGUCUGAUUUGUGUUAGAGCCAUUGGCAGAAAUGUAUUCCUAAAUUAGGCAGAAGUAUUAUUUUUUUCCCCUAUUUGAUUUAUCUUAUGAUGAUUUUAACUGCAAAUCAUCACUGAUAUUGUUGAUAAGAGUACAGUGCUCCAUCAGGCCAAAUUUUGUCAUCAGUGUUUCAGAUUUUAUAAUACUGGACAUACAGACAGGCAGGUUUUUAAUAUUAAGGUUGGCUGAGAUAUUAAACAGAAUGUUUACCUGGGUAAGGAUGUUAAAAUCUUAAUGGUACAAUUAUUUUGUACAAUGUACUUUGGAAGAUUUUUUUCCCCUCUUUUCAGUUUUGAUCAAGCAUUUUUAUUCCAAUUUCAAGAAUGUACAUAUUAGCUAUUGUUUAUGUCAGCUAGGCAGGGAAAGUAUAGACUUUAGGUUUGUCUUGAUCUAGAUUUGAGGGUUUUUUUUAUCUUUAUGCUAGCCAAUUGCAUAUUUUCACAUUUGGGUAAUUAUGCCAUACCUUUAUGUAUAGCUUCUCUGAUUUCUGUUCUCAUUGUGUGUGUGUGUGUGUGUGUGUGUGUGUACACAGUGGUACAUCUCUCCUCUUUCUCUUGUAGUUCCUUACUGCCAUAUCACAUGCUUGGACCAUGUGUGUUGUAGACCAAUAGGCACUUUACGAUAGCUCUGACACCAGUUAUCUCUACACUGAAGCCUGUACGUCUUGACAUACUGUAAUGUAAUGUAGUGUAAUGAGGUAGUUGUGACCUAAUUACCUGGCAGUGGAGCAGGUCCAUUCCAGCUGUUUACUGGCAGUCAAGGUUUUUGUUACAUCAUGAUUGUGAUUGCUAGACCAAGACUAAUCAUAUUUCCAUUGGCCAUGGCUGGUUAUUGUUGCCUAGAGGACAAGUUUACAUCCAUAACCCGGAUUGGUGUUGGUGUUGAUCCCCUCCUAUCUCUUUCUCUCUCUCUGGUAUAAAAUCCAAACCCCUUUAGAGGCAGUAACUUUAUUUGUUAGGGGCUUACUGUUUAACAGGAAUUAAAUAGCCCUAUUGUGAGAACCAGUCUAAAUGUAACACGAUCCUUUGAAUAUUCCUGGGACACGGAUGCACAUGCAUUGUCUAAUUUCUUUCCUGAUUCUAUCCCAUGAUGUUUUCCGGUUUUACAUCAGUGGUUCAUCAUUUUGCCAUGAUGAUUGUAACAUCCCCUGCCUUAUAAGAGUUUUACAUUGUUAUAAAUUAAAUAAAGGACAUCUUUGCA
Alosa sapidissima (American shad) is the source of this 3862-nucleotide messenger RNA. It is a transcript of the gene mboat7, whose product is annotated as membrane bound O-acyltransferase domain containing 7. The coding region runs from base 161 to 1603 and encodes 480 amino acids. Lineage: Eukaryota; Metazoa; Chordata; Actinopteri; Clupeiformes; Clupeidae. Gene Ontology annotation, molecular function: lysophospholipid acyltransferase activity. Gene Ontology annotation, biological process: lipid modification; phosphatidylinositol biosynthetic process. The record is from RefSeq and is a predicted model, not a curated record. Gene Ontology annotation, cellular component: mitochondria-associated endoplasmic reticulum membrane contact site; membrane. The transcript has 9 exons.